Molecule: messenger RNA, 585 nt
Organism: Adineta steineri
Lineage: Eukaryota; Metazoa; Rotifera; Eurotatoria; Adinetida; Adinetidae
Source: the annotation of a GenBank genome assembly
AUGUCUGUAGUUAUUCAGCGAGCACAGUUGCAUGCUGAAGAUGAACGACCGCAUAAACGUUUGCGUCAAGAUCAAUCAGAGAAACCAAGCAAAGCUUCUGCUUCAUCCAUUAUUUCGAGCUCAUACAAGGACUCAGCCAAUGAUAUUGUACACCGCAUAGAGCAGUCUAAUUGUGUGGAACUUGCAUCAACUUUAUUUGAUGUUUAUGGAUAUACAAUCAUCAUGCCUAAUCUCCCAAAGUUUUAUUCGGGUUCAAUGCCAACCAAUGACUGGUACGAUGACGUUUAUUACUAUGUCAAGCUCGACUUCAACGGAGAAAAACUCAACAAAACGCAAAAUGAACUCGUUCGAUCAGUCCAACAAGUAGCUAUAUCAAAGUGUGGCGGUUUAACCAAUCAGCAAUGGCGAUGUCUUCUCUGUCUCAACAUUCGAGUUGAUAAACGUCAUGAUAGUACAAAACUGAAGAGGAUACAUUUCUCAGAAGUUGAUCGUGUCAAGAGGCUCGCCCUGGACGUACUGGAUGGUAAACAGCAGGAAACUGUUCUAGCCCUUGUUGGAGUCCUUGAACAAUGCACAAAAAAAUAA